Messenger RNA from Lichtheimia ornata, 1722 nucleotides. RefSeq lists its product as uncharacterized. The transcript is spliced from 9 exons. The record is from RefSeq and is a predicted model, not a curated record. Gene Ontology annotation, molecular function: protein binding. The coding region runs from base 1 to 1722 and encodes 573 amino acids. NCBI's taxonomy places the organism in Eukaryota, Fungi, Mucoromycota, Mucoromycetes, Mucorales, Lichtheimiaceae.
AUGCUAACCAUUGCAAGGAACGCUAUGGCAAUGCUGUUGCUCUUGUUAAUCUCAUUGGUGGCACAACAUCCGAAUCAGGUGGCAGCUGGCAACCCUCCACCAGCCUAUGGCGGUCGUUGUGCUUAUGCAGCCUAUAAGAUCUAUUGUUAUGGAGGUGCCACUAGUAUCUUGAACGACCUCGGCUUGAAAGGCACACAGCAAUUUUUCGCUUUGAAUGUAUCGGACCCGAUUACGGUAGCAGCCAACAGCUCAUCUUGGUAUACGAUUGAUUUCACAGGCCAAACAGUGCAGCCCGAGCCCAACGUGUUUUUCUCCAUGGCAGCUAUCGACAAACCUGAUCAAAAGUACUUGGUCAUUUUGGGUGGUGGUGGCAAAAACGAUGGCACUGCAAUGCAGCAUUCGGCCAUUUAUUACGACAUUGAAGCUGGCUUAUGGAAUACAAUCGAUUCGGGUAAUCACCCACAAAAACGCUUCCAAUCAUUGAUCUUUGAUGAGGCUGGUAGCAAAGACCGCUUCUUUGUAUGGGGCGGAGACAGGUCAGCCUCCACAGGCUAUUGGAAUGAGACAUCUAAUAAUGACGAUGUUCCCUUUGACAUGGCCGUAUUAUCCGACAAGUGGGAAUGGUCAUCACCAACCAAUAAUAUCCAAAACCUUUCGCUUUUGAUGCUUCCAAGAACGCAACAUGCAGCAGCUCAAGGCGGCGAUGGAAGAAUCUACAUCACAGGUGGCCUAGAAGCUUACGCCAACGUGUCAUCCAAUGGCUCCGUUGCAUACGAGUUUUACUCAGCACCCAUGACUGAUACCUUGGUUUACGAUAUCAACAAUGGCUGGGACAUCAAGAACACCACAGGUGAUAUACCAAGCGAACGCAUGUUUCACACAAUGGUGACAUCAACGGAUGGCAAGUCAAUUCUUUUGUAUGGCGGUGCUGACACUUUGUUUGGUACAAACAACCUUCCCCUUCCUUCAAGAGAUGUGGCCUAUGUCUUGGAUAUCAGUGAUCCCAACAAUUUGGUUUGGAAAAACGUUACCAACACUUUGAUCCAAAAUUCUGGAUCAUUCGAUCGCUAUCUUCGAUUCCAUCACAACGCCAUCUUGCUCAAUUCAAGCCUAUUCAUCCUCUUCGGUGGCAACAGCGGUGGUGUCCAACAAGAUUUCUUUAUCAUUGAUGUUGAUAAUUGGAACUUGACAAACUCAUUUGCAGGUGCAAACUUGAAUGGAAAUGGAGCAGGUGGCGGAGGAGAUUCUGGUUCAUCCUCUGGUAUUUCCGGCGGUGCCAUUGCAGGCAUCGUGGUUGGUGUUGUAGUCGGUGUGGGUAUUAUUGUUGGUGCCAUUGUAUUCUUUUUCAUUCGACGAAAGCGACAAGCGAAACAGCCAUCGGAAAAGAGAGAUUACGUUUCUGACAGCAAAGGCGGUAGCAGCAAUGAGCCCAUGCACCAGAGUUUCCUACCACCAUCUUAUCAAGAAGCAGCUACCCAGCGACAUGAAUACUUGUCGUCAAGCAAUAUAAGCGAGCCACCACAUACAUCCACCGCUUCACCGACCCGCUCCUCCAUGGAACAACAGGCAUAUCUCAUGCAACAGCAACAAGCGAUCAAACCACAUUCUGAUGCCUAUCAACGCUCAUCAAACGCAGGAUUGUCGCCACCACAGCAACCAGGGACACCUGAAGUCUAUGUACCUCGUCUCAAAUUAAUGCCUGUUAAGCCUGAUGGCGAGUAA